AGAGGCUAUUAAACUGACAAGAAACAUCAUGCCUCUCCUUAAAAAAAUAGCGCCAUUCAUUAAACAUUUUUCAUCUGCUAUUCAAAAAUAUUUAGCAGUGAGGUGGCAUAUUGAUAAGGUCAUUUAUUUUAAUCUGUACAGGGUGCGAUAUGGAAGGCCUUUUUUGUCUUUGUGCUUGUGCCCGGGUAUGUGUACAGUAGGGCAGGGCAAUGGCGUUUAUGAUCAUGCUUGCACUCCAAAGGUCAUUUCUAGCGGUAAUGCGACUUUUACAAUCACACGGGUCAUCCAAGGUGAAAAUAAGCAGUUUUCUCUGUCACACUCCCUUUCACCCUUAACAUACUGUAUAUUCAUGUUGCUGGGUCAUCAUGACUCGGGCGGCGCUGCUGCAGGGCUCUGAUAUAGCGUGUUGUGAAGCGUGCCGUGAAGCUAGCAAUGCUUCGUGGCGCUGCUGAAGGUGCACUUGGUUUUCUGGGAAAAGCGAUUUCUCCUCACAGGGGUGUGGUGACCGACUCUGCGUUUGCGAUAAGAGCAGAAUGUGCCCCUGGGAGCCCAAUCAUGCGAGUGCCCCCAGCAAUGACCACAGAAUGGGUUCACCAAAAAUAGUAUCCAUUGACAACAUUACAAUAUCUGUAAUGAGAAAAAAAAAAUGCCCGAGAAACUGAAUAUUAAGACAGGCAAAUAAUAGACACGAUAACAUCAUAGCGGGCAAGUUGGCAUCUGUGAGAGACGGUUGUGACUUCGGUGGUAUUUCAUAUUUAGAAAUAGUUCACUGCGACUCAUGUUAUCUCGAAUCCUUCAUUUAUUGCUGUUUCACGGAUAACUUCAUCGUCUGUUUGUGAGAAAACUGGCAGUCAGGGAAACAGUGAUCAGAGUGAUUAGUUCAGAAUGUGUCUGCUGGUUGUCUUUCUCCAGCAGCGGGCAGGUCAGCCUCCUGUUUGCUCCUCCCACCGCUCUCACCUGGCGCUCAGCCCAGAAUGUUGCUGCAACCCUGCUAGCUCUCAUUGGUCCCCACUCUCACAAGGCUUCGCAAGAAAGGAAAUGACUAACCUCUUCUCCCUCUCGCCCUGCCUCAACUUCCCCUUUGCUUUCACUCUUCCUUUCUUUCACCUCUAAAAAACAUUUUUCAAUGGCCGACUUUGCUUGACUGGAUUAGGAAGUGCCUUCCCUGAUGUCUGCUGCAGCUUUGACCUGCUUCUACAGCUGAAGCUCCACCCUCCCCCCCGCCUCGCUCGCUUGCUGCCACAGUAACUCGAGUACAAGGACAGCGACCUCACUCUCCUCGCAGCCUACGCUCCGACCCAGACGUCCAUCCGCUACCACCACCACCACCACCAGCCACUCCACGCAGCCGGGCUCCAGCCUCAGCUCUCCUCACCAGACGGCUCCGCUGCCAACCGCUCUCCAACAGCUGAUCAGCCUUACCACGUCAGCCCAACACAACAACAGGCCCACACAGCAUCUCACCCACCUUGCCUUUCACCCACGCCUUUGACCCAAUAAGCCUCCACUCAGUCCUCAGUGUCCUUAACCUUCCUAUAGCAGGCUACUCCCAGACUUUCACCUGUGUUGCCUGCAUCAUUGCACCUAACCGGAGGGCUCACACUUUGGGCUGUUUCUUUGCUACCUUAAACUCUGGAAUGUUGUGGAAGAGACCGUUCAGAAAGCAAUAAGCAGUCCGAGAGAAAAGACGACUUAAUUGUUAAGCUUAAUAGUUUCCUGGAUAUAAUCGCUUCGUCGGCUUUUGUUUGAUCCGUAAAAUGAUCUGUUAACAUCCACAGCAACACAUUGUCCUGCAACAUUUCACUUGUGGAAAAGGAGCUCUCUCAAUCAAUAGGAACUUUUUCUUUUUGAAUGUUUCAUUUCAGCUUCACGGACACGUGUCAGUAAUCGCACCAACAAACAAACAAAAACAGAAAAAAGACCUUGAAGUUGUGGAUUAAAACACUAGAGGUACUUUAUUCCACCUUGAACAGAUCUCUCCCCGGAAAUACUUUUUUGCCAGCCUGUUGCCAUGGCGAUGAACAUAGCACAUAUGCGCGACACAAAGUGGUUGACACUGGAAGUUUGUAGGGAGUUCCAGAGGGGCACGUGCUCGCGCUCCGACCAGGAGUGCAAGUUCGCGCAUCCGGCCAAGAGCUGCCAGGUGGACAACGGACGGGUCAUCGCUUGCUUCGACUCACUUAAGGGCCGUUGUUCCAGGGAGAACUGCAAGUACUUGCACCCUCCUCCGCAUCUAAAGACCCAGCUGGAGAUCAAUGGCAGGAACAAUCUGAUCCAGCAGAAGAAUAUGGCCAUGCUGGCCCAGCAGAUGCAGCUCGCCAAUGCCAUGAUGCCCGGCACACAGCUACCACCUAUGGUGAGAGGACACACACGUAUGAACACACCACAGCUACUGCCCACGCCCAUGUUCUCUGUGACACCGGGCCUGGCCACCAACGCCAGCGCAGCAGCAGCCGCUGCAGCUGCGGCCUUUAAUCCGUACUUAAGCCCUAUGUCACCGAGCCUGAUGCCUCCAGAGAUCAUGCCCAGCACCCCGGUCCUCAUGACCUCCAGCCCCGCCGUCAGCCAAGUCCCCAACGCUGCUGCAGCUGCAGCCCAGAAGCUGCUGAGAACAGACAGACUUGAGGUGUGUCGGGAGUAUCAGAGGGGCAACUGCUCCCGGGGGGAGAACGACUGUCGCUUCGCCCACCCCGCCGACAGCACUAUGAUCGACACCAACGACAACACCGUCACCGUAUGCAUGGACUACAUCAAGGGUCGGUGCUCCCGGGAAAAGUGCAAGUACUUCCACCCGCCGGCCCACCUGCAGGCCAAAAUUAAGGCCACACAGCACCAGGUGAACCAGGCCACAGCCGCCGCAGCCAUGACUCAGUCGGCUGUCAAAUCACUGAAGCGACCCCUCGACGCAACCUUUGACCUGGGCAUCGCCCCUAGUGUCAUGGCUCCAAUGCCAAAGCGGGCUGCCCUGGAGAAGGCCAACGGGGCCUCUGCCAUGUUUAACACCGGCAUGCUCCAGUACCAACAGGCCCUGGCCAGCAUGCAGUUUCAGCAGCAGGCUGCUUUCCUCCCAUCAGGCUCAAUAUUGUGCAUGACUCCUGCGGCCAGCGUUGUUCCCAUGAUGCACGGUGGUAGUCCAGCCACUGUGUCUGCAGCCACCACAUCUGCCACAAGCGUUCCCUUCGCAACUGCCUCCACCAAUCAGGACUCUUCCUUAUCAAAGUUGACUACCAACGAAUACAUGCAAUUGAUUCCAAUAAUAUCUGCAGAUCAUCUGAGUAGUCACAAGUACUUGACUCAAAUGUAGUUCCUCUCAAGAACAAUCAAAUGAAUGUGUGCUGGCACCGUCCACGCCAAAAGAGUUCAGCCUUUAUGUACAUAACCUUCAGAAAGUUGAGCAAUGGGACGAGGAAGGGUCUGCCAUCUCUUAGCCGGUCCACAACGAUGGUCUCAUCACCUGUAAACAUCAAGGGUACAAACACACGAUCUGUGCCAUCUUACCCACAUAUCAACAUCAAGAAGAAUCUGCUGUCAAAUUCAAACGUCCAGCUGAGAGGAGACGACAAACUGGUGCCAGGGUCAGAGUUCACUCUGUGUCUGACUGAGCCGCUCAGUUUGCUCUAAUUAUUCUCAUCACUGCAUGCACGGAAGGUCAAGAGCGUUGUUACAUGAGACAACAUCAAGUGCUGGUACGUUAACAGACCAAGAUCUUAUGUUCCUUUUUUUUUUUUUUUUAUAAUUAUUAUUAUUAUUAUUUGUUCCGCUUUAUUUUUUUAAUUGAUAGCCAUAUCUCAGCGUUUACAAGUGAAAUGCAAACAUGCACCUUGAAUUUGAAUUGAGAUCCGAAAGGCACAAUGAUUUUAACAGGAAUUUUAUCCAGCCAAAAGAAUUAGGCGUGUACAGUAUUGUGUUUUUACGGCUACUAGUGAAACUAGAUGUUGAAAUGAGGGUCUUGGACAUAUGAAUGUUCUGGGUAAGCCAACAUACCUGUGUACCUUGAAAGCACAGCCAGGCUAGCUUUUCUCACCUUGUCGUGUGCCAUCAAGGCCAUACAGCUAAAACCAGAGUGUUAUCUCAGCAGUGUUAUUUGUUUACCGAAGGUAAAAGUUUUGUAUGGCUGUUUUUUGUAUUAUUGUAUUAUUUUCUUUGUGAGUUGGUGUUUUUUUUUCAGUUUUGUUCUUUUUUUUUUUGUUUUUUUGGAAUUAAUCAGUUUUAGAAGUGUGGGGUUUUUAGCCAAAUUAAUUUUUUAAUUUCUUCAGUUUGAAAUCAAAAGCGGAGGGUGUUUCCUAAAGUCCAUACCUCUUUUCGCAGACUGUUAUUAUUUUUAGUUUUUGUUGAUCAAGUCCAUCGACUCUAAAGCCUGGAGAAGUAGAGGGUGUAGCUUCAAUCGACAUCGCGUUACCUUGUUCCCCCUCGUUGAAAGAGGUGCAGCUCUAAAACUGUGUCUCCAGUAAGCACUGUUUGAGCCAUGUGUUGACGGGAAUUUUAAACGACAGACCCAAAGGUCUAUUAGGUCAUUUAAACCGCAUGUGCACUUGAAUAAUUACUCGUCAGUUCUCAUUUUCACCGCCCACCCUACGAGAACUUUCAUUUUUCAGGAACACGCUUGUGUGUUUCGAGCAGAACAUGGAGGUUUUCAUCUGAAACCAAAGCACAGUUUUUUCCUCUCUAUCUCACAGUGGGUUACAGAAACAUCUCUCAAGAGGCUUAAACAAUUAAGGAAACAUGUUUAUUGUCUUUCAUUCACGUGUCCGAUUCACGAUCCAUUUACUUUUUUUUUUUCACAGAAGUGUUUAGUGUGUCUUUACCGAUUGUACCGAUUGUACCUAACAAAGCCUUAGAUUACAAUUAAUGGGUCCGUGCCCAAUCAAAUGUACUUUCAAUCACCAUGCAGGUAAAGAACACCAAUGAUGUUUUAUAGUUCUAAUUCACAUCGCUUGUGAUCUUUUAUUUCUCUCUCUCUCUGUAAAAAUAACAAAUACUCUCUUAAAUUUCAUUGAACUUAUGUGUUAUGAACUACUUAAGGAUUUGAAUCUGUUUGAGGUAUGUAGUUUUAGAUUUGUUUGUGUUCUUUUUUUCUCGUUUUGUUUUUUUUGCCUUACUAUAUAUUACUUGACAACAUUGAUAUAGCCGUUGUAGACAUUGAGGUAGUAUGACAUUCAUAACUUUUUCAAACCAUAUAAAUGAUAAUGUGUUAAAUGUUCACUUCAUUCAUAUAGCUAGAUGUCUUUUUUUUUCUUCCAAUUGAUGUUACAUUGUCUUUUUGGUUUUGAUACAAGGAACGAGAUCAGUUCAUUCAGUGUCUCUGAGUAGAUGGGGGGAGGGGGUGGGGGGGACAGUUUUAACCAACUUAAAAAAAAAUUUCCUUGUGACACAUCGACAUUAUGUUUGAAAAUACUAUAUUGUACUUAUUAUCCAUGUUUUAGAGUAAAAAUUAUUUUCUACUGUAUCCAAUUCAAAGAGAUAAUAUGUACUUAUGUUUGAAUAUUUCUUAAGUUUGCCCUGAAUGUCAGGCCAAAACGAGCAGUGAGAUUGACGGGUGUUUUUUUCUUUUUGGACAGUCGGUGGAAAAGUGAGAUUAGGAGAGAGCUAAGACUUCUCCGCUCUGGAGGAGUCGCUAAUGCUGCAGAUGAUGAGUUCUAACCUAAGGGACGAAGGUUGACUUUUUGCACUUCUGUAUAUAGUCAAAUGAACAGAGAAAAAAAUGUGUAUCAUAUUGAGAUAUUAUUUUGAAUAAAAAAAAAAGAUCUAUAAUUAUAAGGAAUUUUGUUAGAUUAAUUUAAAUUCUUAAAUUAGAAGACCAGCUAAAAAAAAAAAACAAUUGCUUGCAAAGAAAGGGCACUAGUUUCUUGGCCAACGCAUUCAGAGAAAGCUAUGCGCUUUUUGUCUUAUUUUUUAAGUGGCUAGUGUUGCCAGGGAAUGUUGUAGGGGAGUGGGGGUCCCCCGCGUCAUGCUAACGCCACCCGUCUCUCACAGGGUGACAUAUCCGGUAAUGUCCGUAUAUCAUUUGUUGGACUGCUCCCAUGGUACAGUUGAUACAUAAAUCUCAAAAAAAAAAUAUAUAUAUAUAAAAAAUCUGCUUUCUGUUAUAGUUUGAUUUGACUGCAUGUAAAAGUACAACCACGUAAACGAAAUACACCGUGUAGAUAUGUAAGGAAAGGACAACACCAUCAGACUACACAACACGUAAUAUUUGUUUUUUUAAAUGACACACACAGUAGGUAACAUCCACAGUGGGGAGAAAUGUAAGCAUAUAUUUUCCAGAAUGAUGAAACCUUAGCACUCAUCCGCCCCAGACGCGCUCUCGCAGCCAUGUACCGGCAGUCGACGCUGACUCAUGAGCAGUUUGUCCCCGCUACCAUCAUAGCUGUGCACUCAGCAGGUGAAGGCUCAGCACACCAAAUUUUUGGCAAAUUUAGAAAUGAAUGUAACAGUCGCCGUCAACGUGUCUCUGACUCCGGGCUGCUUUGUAUAGUCGCUACAGAACCAAAGCACCGUUCUCUCCAAACCAGACGCUCAGUGUUCUGGCUGGAACCAAGGUCUCUCUUCCCUGCUGGGCGCACAUGUACGCUUUGACCGCUUUUUACCUGUAAAUGCACCCACCAGUUAUGUGUUUGCUAACAGUUGCCACCCAAUAAUGUACUAUUCUGUCUUCUGAUUUGUUUAUGCAAAUUUUACCGCUGCCAUAAUUGACUCUUGCUGUAUGGAUGACAAAAAAUCUGAAUAAAACAAUAUAUGAUUUGCUCA
This is a messenger RNA of Mugil cephalus (flathead mullet), 6744 nucleotides long. It is a transcript of the gene mbnl1, whose product is annotated as muscleblind-like splicing regulator 1. Bases 2012 to 3304 code for a protein of 430 amino acids. Gene Ontology annotation, molecular function: metal ion binding. The record is from RefSeq and is a predicted model, not a curated record. Lineage: Eukaryota; Metazoa; Chordata; Actinopteri; Mugiliformes; Mugilidae. The transcript is spliced from 12 exons.